AGAGGCAAGGCAGGCAGGGUGGGAGAACCGACCAACCCAGCGCUCACAAGCGACAGCACCACGGCAGAGUGAAAACGAGGCGGGGGAUUGGGAACACUGAAUACAGAGCUUAGCGUACUCGAGUCGCGUACUGGAGCAGCUAAGAUCACUGAUAUAUCUGGAGGAAAAGUUCCGCACAAAACAAACCGCCGUUGGCCAGCUUAUUCUUUGAAGAGAAAGAAGAUACCGCUAAAAAGUCUAGCUGAUCCCCAGUGAGAGAUGUGGAUCCCCCCAGCCCUCCAAUGCUGAGCACCAAUAGAGGUCAAAGGUCGACACGGUUAGAAGGGGUCAACACCGUCAUGGCUGACAGAGAUGGGCAUGGCGGCGGGGUGGAUGUGCCCACCAUCGCCCCAGGCCAGGUGUACGUGGAGGUGGAGUACGACUAUGAGUACACGGCCAAGGACAAGCUGAUCUCCAUCAGGCAGGGGGAGUGCUACAUGCUGGUCAGGAAGACCAACGAGGACUGGUGGCAGGUGAGGAAGGAGGAGGGGAUGAAAGCCUUCUAUGUUCCAGCACAGUACGUCAGGGAAGUGCGCCGGGCGCUCAUGCCCCCUCAGAAGCCUCUCGUGUCGUGCGGGAUUGGUGGGGUGAGUGGGGCGUUCCGUGUGAAGCCUACAGUUCUGGAUAUAUGCAGAGCGUCCAAUGAGAACCUCAACAACAGGCCGCCUCAGGAGAUGUCUAGUUUUGGGCGUCCGUCGCCCUCCUCCACGCCGUCGCCCUUUCCGGUGCACGUCACCCCGCCCACUCUGCCCAAGGACGCCAACCAGAACCCGGGCAGCCCGCGGCACAGCAAGCCCCCUGGUGUAGCCGAGCUGGUGCUCCUACACAACAACAAUAACCAUCACCACAGCAACAACUCCACGUUACCACGGAUGCGGGCGGACUCUCCGCCCCCCAGGGCCCCUUACAACGACCAUAAACGCCACCAGGGAAGUGAUGAUAGAGAACAGACCCCCUCCUCUUCUGGCGACUCCCCGGGGGAGGGGUCGGAGACGCUCCGGAACGACUCGGAGUCUGGAGACGACCUAAGUAGCAGCUCUGCUGAACACAUGCAGACGACGUCUCCGGCGGGGCAGGGCCGGCCCGAGUCCCCUGUCUACACCAACCUCCAGGAGCUGAAGAUCUCCCAGUCCAGCCUGCCCCCCCUUCCUUCAAGCUCCCCACUGCAUGUCCUCGGGGACUGGGAGACCCACAAGGACCUCACCGGCAGACACUUCUACUAUAACAGAGCCUGCGGCGAGCGCACGUGGAAACCGCCCCGCGUACGGGAUGCGACUUGCAGUACCAGUAGUAGUCGGGGAGACCCCCAUGGCACAGGAGAGAUGGAGCCAGAGUCUUCCGAGGAGAACUGUCACAGCAGCACCUACUCCAGUCAGUCGGACAGUCAGUACGGCACGCCCCCUAGAGGCUGGUCGGAGGAACUGGACGAACACGGACACACCCUCUAUGUCUGUGAAUAUACUCAUGAGAAGUGGAUAAAGCACGUGGACGAGCAGGGAAGGCCGUACUACUACAGCGCUGAUGGGUCCAGGUCAGAAUGGGAGCUACCCAAAUACAACUUGUCUCCUCCCCAGCCAGGCGAUCCCCCCAAGAGUCGUAGUCUGGAGCGGAAACAUCCAGACCCCAUCGUCCUGACCAAGUGGAGACACAGCACCUACGUACUAGACCUCAACGACAAGUUCUUUUUCAAAAAACUCAGACGCUUUGAAUCGAGCCAUCACAUGGGGAGAUCUGGUCGCAAUCUUUACCGUGGUAAACCCUCUGAGAAGUGUGGAGUCCUCAACGUCACCAAAAUCACUGAGAAUGGCAAGAAAGUCAGGAAGAACUGGACAUCUUCGUGGACAGUACUCCAGGGCUCCUCACUGCUCUUCGCUAAAGGACAGGGGAGUGGCACCAGCUGGCCGCACUACCGUAGUGGCUCCAUCCCUGAGCUGCUGCUCACUCUGCUGGCCAACUGGAAGCGUUCGGUCAAGCCCUGCCCAGCUGUCUCCUAUGUCCACUCUGUCCAUGGGCGUGCCCCAGCUGCCACUAAGUUUGUGGGUAACCAGUCGAAGCCGGAGUUCACUGUGGAUCUCAGAGGGGGGUCAGUUGAUUGGGCAUCCAAGGAUAAGUCAAGCAAGAAGCACGUCAUUGAACUGAAGACCCGUCAGGGGACGGAGCUGCUGAUCCAAUCAGAGAUUGACAGCGUCAUCAACGACUGGUACCGAGCCCUGACAGACACCAUCAGCACACAUGCAUGGGAGUCAGAUGAGGCCAUAGAGGAGGACAUGCCUGAGUCCCCCGGGGCAGAGAAACAAGACAAGGAGAAGGACCACCGAGACUCCAAGAAAAACAGAGCGAUGAAGACGUCUAUAAGUAUGGACUCCACUGACCAGAAAAAGACUAGAGUGAAGCUGAAGAAGUUCCUGACCCGCCGACCCACCUACCAGGCCGUCAAGGACAAGGGAUACAUUAAAGACCAGGUGUUUGGCUGCAGUCUGAGCAGCCUGUGUCAGAGGGAGAACACGUCAGUGCCCAACUUUGUCACCACGUGCAUCGACCACGUGGAGACCACAGGUCUGAGUAUAGAUGGCAUAUACAGAGUGAGUGGGAAUCUAGCUGUGAUACAGAAGCUGCGCUUCGCUGUGAAUCACGAUGAACAGUUAGAACUGGAGGACAGUAAGUGGGAGGACAUCCACGUCACCACGGGAGCCCUGAAGAUGUUCUUCAGAGAGCUGCCUGAACCACUCUUCACCUACGACUCCUUCAACGACUUUAUCAACGCCAUCAAAUGCUCGGAUUACAAGCAGCGAGUAAACUCAAUAAAAGACUUAAUCAAGCAGUUGCCAAAACCGAAUCAUGACACAAUGCAAUGCCUCUUCAAACAUCUCAGAAGGGUGAUUGACCAUGGAGAGGCCAACCGAAUGACGACCCAGAGCGUAGCGAUCGUCUUCGGUCCUACCCUGCUCAGACCUGAGACCGAGACUGGGAACAUCGCUGUUCACAUGGUAUAUCAGAACCAGAUUGUUGAGCUCAUCUUACUGGAGUAUGAGAACAUCUUCGGCAGGUAGAAAAAAAGAAACACCUGAUGAAGAGGCCUGUGAGAGAAAGAGAAUGGUCUGGUGACUGGUCGAACUCAACACUGCUUAUUUUGGUGACUGAAACAUUGCUGCUGUGGACCAAGCAAUUUAAAGAAAGAAAAACAAAAAUGUAAUUAUUGUUCAUUUGAUAAAAAGAUUAAUAAAGGAAGCUAGUGAA
Molecule: messenger RNA, 3276 nt
Organism: Oncorhynchus nerka (sockeye salmon)
Lineage: Eukaryota; Metazoa; Chordata; Actinopteri; Salmoniformes; Salmonidae
Product: rho GTPase-activating protein 12-like
Exons: 18
Coding region: 282-3089 (935 amino acids)
Biological process (GO): signal transduction; regulation of GTPase activity
Cellular component (GO): cytoplasm
Molecular function (GO): protein binding
Source: RefSeq, a predicted model, not a curated record